AAAAAACAAAAACAAAAAGUUGUAAAAAUGGAGGAGAUUAGCAAAACAAUUGGACAAUUAUCAGCAUGGCAUAAAACUACUCAUCCUCCACCUUCUGAAUCGAGCUUCGAGGCUAUGGCUGGCAAUUCAUUUCAGGUAUGGAGAAAACCGUACUCGAAGAGCUUGCCCGAAACCGGGUCUAAUACCACCAGAACAGCCAUGGCUAAGAAUAGUUUUGUCCAGCCUUCAGAUGCUAACCCUAAUUCUCCUGUUUUAGCUAUAAUUGAUGACAACAACACAAAAAACCAGGAUGAUGUUGUUGAUACUAGUGAGCCUGUGGCUGUGGAUGGGAAUAAAUCCCAGUUAAAACGUCCUCGUAACGUUGACCAAAACGUGGAUCCUAGGAAACUCAAACGGAUCAUUUCAAACCGAGUUUCAGCACAGAAAUCGAGAAUGAAGAAGCUUCAAUAUGUCACGGAUAUGGAAAGGAGAUUGAAGGCCUUAGAGUCUCAAAUAGCAGUGCUAUCUCCUCAAGUUUCAGCCUACAAAAACCAGCAACAUAUGUUGCAAAUGGAACAAAAUAGCUUGAAUCAAAGGAUGACUGCUUUAACCAACAACAAAUUAAUCAAAGAUGCCCAAAUUGAAGAAAACAAAGUGGAAGUUUCAAGGUUGAGGCAACUUCAUUUGAAGUUGCAACAACACCAAUUGCAAGCACAAUCAAGGAUGCUAAAUUGGGAAUCUGGUGGAUUGGAACAAAUUUUGAACACCGGUCUAAAUGAACCUGGGUUUGGGCAGAAUAUUGGACUUCUAAACUCAAACCAAGCACAAGUGGGAGACGUCACAGCAGAAGUGAAUAACCUGAACAAAUUUAACAUGGCACAACAACAACAUGAAGAAAGACUGGGACAAUCAUGGACGGGUGGUAAUAAUUGGGAAAUAGCCCAAAGCAGAAUAUGCAAAACACAAGCUCCAACCAAUCUACAUUACUAG
Messenger RNA from Ziziphus jujuba (common jujube), 969 nucleotides. Its product is annotated as basic leucine zipper 61. The transcript has 5 exons. Gene Ontology annotation, cellular component: nucleus. Gene Ontology annotation, biological process: positive regulation of DNA-templated transcription. Lineage: Eukaryota; Viridiplantae; Streptophyta; Magnoliopsida; Rosales; Rhamnaceae. The coding region runs from base 28 to 969 and encodes 313 amino acids. The record is from RefSeq and is a predicted model, not a curated record. Gene Ontology annotation, molecular function: DNA binding; DNA-binding transcription factor activity.